CAGAACUCAGAACAAUGUGCCGCCUGAUUGCACUAGUAGAUCGACUAUUGAUGUCUGAGGCAAGUCAGCGCAUCGAGAUCUACUGCUCACGUCUGCCAAAGGCAACAUGGCGGAUACCGCAGAUUCGCGUGCGCUUUUCACGGAUGGCGUGAGGGCAGCUCUCCACACGUGGCCCGUUCUGCAGAUUGCGCUGGAUAACGGCUUUGGAGGCGUGUACGGACAGCAAAAAGCUGAUUGGCUGGUGGAUGUUGUCCAGCAGUAUUUCCAGGACAAUGCUGAUUUGCAGCAGGAUGAAGUUGAAGAUUUCAUUAGCACCCUCAUGGAUCAAGAGUUUCAUACUGUGGUGGAUGAUGGGAGUUUACCUCAGGUGUGUGUCCAACUGAUGCAGAUGUUCUGUCAGUGGCAGCAGGGGGCACUGCAGCAACUCUCACACUCCAUCCAAUUGCUGACACAGAACAAGAUGCCCAGGGCAAAAGUCACAGCUCCGCCCACGCAGUCGGACUCGGACAGUGAUGACGAAACACCGAUGAUGGAGUGUGAAAGUAUGUCAGUCAACAGAACAAAUCAUCCUCAUGAAGACGACGACGGGUGGACGCUGGUCGGAAAGAGGAAGUGAUGCAAGAGAUGACCUUUGACUGAAGACAGGGGAAAGAAAAAGUCUGUGAUUCCCAUUGGUCAUUUUGUGUCUGCUCUCUGAACUCACCAUGAAUGCUGAAACAGAAUGAAGAAUCUCACCAAAAGCAGACAUUGUAAACAAACAAAAAAAAAACACGAGUCGAGCAAGCAGCUGAGUUUGUGCAAGGUAGCUUGUAGUGUAUGGGCUUCUUUGUCUACAAAAGCUACGUUACCUCGACAGAGUUUUGUUUGGGCUGUGCCUGACCUGGUAACAUAUUACUGUAUUUUCCAGACGACAGAGCGCAGUGGUUAAGACGCCGUGUAUGCUCUUUUUUUAUCAUUUCAUUUUCUUCUCCCGUACAUUAGCUAGGCCGGACCGUAUGGUGCGGUUAUAUACUGUACACAACUGUACUUUGUAAAAUAACGCAUUCAUUUAUUUCCAAACAGUGUCUGUAACCCUAUAGUAAAAGCAGCUCAAACUUAACACAAUAGCCAUUGUUUUUAUUCCUCCUCCAGUUCACUUGAACCACUAAAGUCGCCAUCUUCAGUAUUGGAGUUGAAGAGCUUCCAAAAGUCUCCGCAAGUCACAGCAUUUCAGCCCCUCUGCCACCUUCAAAGUAAUUUUCAUCUCAAGUUACCGCUGAAAUUGCGCUGCUGUUCUCACAACAGACCAGCCCUUCAAUCUGUUGAUUUUCUCACACUGCUCCACACGUUUUAGAUCCACUGCCAGACCUCAGAAAAGGGUGUCCUUUGAGUGCAGCCGGUUUUUGCAAAGAAUCCUAAAUUAAUUAAAUUAAGGGUGUGUUAGGACCCCACCCGCCUCCCCUUGUAUUGGAAGGAGUGCAAUGCAUGGCCCUUUCACCAGACCAGUGUGAAACUCUUACAGUGUCAAAGUAAAUCUUUCUAACUUACCUGUGCAAUGUUUUCUCACAGCCACCAAACUGGCGAUUAACGUUGUUAAUUGUUGUCGCUGCACAGGCUGGCAUGGUUGUUUUGGGAGUAUAAAGAUGGCGGACGGUGACUUCAGUUUUGGUGGCCAGUGAGCCAUCCAUCCAUCCAGUCUUGUUUUUUUAAUUUUUUUUUUAGAUCAGAGGGAGGGACAGCUCUGACCCUCCUGGAGAGUGUGUGCGCUUCGUUGUGACAGGAAGUGACGUCAAACACACCCCACGUAGCUUUAGGGUUAGCCACAGCUUCUCCCAACAUAUAUUGGGACCAACGAAACUUGACAUAAUAUCACAUUGUCCGUCCAUCUUCUUUGCCGCCUAUCCUCACGAGGUUCACGGGGACUGCUGGAGCCUAUCCCCGAUGUCAACGGGCAGGAGGGCGGGGGACACCUUGAACUGGUCGCCAGCCAAUCUCAGGACACAUCGAGACUCACAAUCACACCUCGGGGCAAUUUAGUGCCCAAUUAAUGUUGCAUGUUUUUGGGAUUUGGGAGGAAACCGGAGUGCCUGGAGGAAAGCCACACAGGCACGUGAAGAACAUGCAAACUCCACACAGGCGGGUGUGGGAUUGAACCCAUGACCUCAGACCUGUGAGCCCAACGCUUUACCAGCUGAACCACCGUGCUGCCUAUCACAUUGUCAUUGAUCUUGAAUGAAAUGUUUUCUUCAGUAAGGAGCUAUCAAGGCCUUCUGUCGUAAAUUGGUUGCCUUUUUACCUGACGGACAAUUGCAUGACAGGCAUGCGUGGCCCGUGUGUUAUUUGUGAAUGUGUCCAGUAA
Messenger RNA from Syngnathoides biaculeatus (alligator pipefish), 2338 nucleotides. It is a transcript of the gene tsr2, whose product is annotated as TSR2 ribosome maturation factor. Gene Ontology annotation, cellular component: nucleus. The transcript has 6 exons. Bases 107 to 616 code for a protein of 169 amino acids. Gene Ontology annotation, biological process: maturation of SSU-rRNA from tricistronic rRNA transcript (SSU-rRNA, 5.8S rRNA, LSU-rRNA). The record is from RefSeq and is a predicted model, not a curated record. NCBI's taxonomy places the organism in Eukaryota, Metazoa, Chordata, Actinopteri, Syngnathiformes, Syngnathidae.